AUGGAGAGUUUAGUUGUAGACAGUGUAACCUCGGAGAAGUAUUUGCGAAUCGCAUCCGUCUCCAUUGCGUUUUACGAUUAUAUUCUUACACUCCCUGCAGAAUGGCGGUUUUAUCGAAGCCAAUCGUCAAUUUUUCACAUAAGUCUUGCCUGCGCUUUAUUCAUUCUCAUACGCUAUGUUAGUAUUGUGGUUAUAUUAUUCAGCAAUUACGGAUUUUUCUCCGCCGCCUUUACCCUACAAACAUGUCAACAAUACUAUCUUCUGGCGCCUAUCUUCAAAGCCGUACAAACCAUGAUAUCACAGGUCAUCCUAGGUGUCAGGACAUACAAUAUUGCGAGAAGAGAUAGGCGGAUAGGAAUUGCACUGUUGCUGCUAUACCUCGUCUCAGUUUCGGCGGAGUGGUUCGCCGUUCUAUUUCACGGGACCCCUGCUACUGUUGAUGUACGUCAAUGUUCCUUACAGCGAGAUCUCAUCCAAACAACGUCUCUUUUUAGGGAAACAAAUUCUGGCAAAGUAUUGUCAACCUGGUUCUACUACCUCGCCGUGAUGAUGUAUGACAUCGCGAUGGUGACGAUAUCUACCAUCCAUCUCCUGCGUUAUAAUCCUCUUAGUAGCAGAGUAGAACGGCUGAUACGGGUCCUGAUCUAUGACGGCAUUGGAUUUUUCCUCGUGUUGUCCGGCAUGUCACUUUCUGCUUGUGAUAAGCACCUUACUAAUAUUCCCUCAGCAUCGAACGUAUUGAACCUCAUCCUUUAUCAUACGACCAACAUCGAGACUCAGUCAGCAGGAGCAUCAAUAGGUUAUGCUAGGUGCGCAGCACUUCGGAGCUUGACUGUUAUUUCGCUAACAAUCGCGGUGUUCAUUCGUUCCGUUGCUUUCGCUCCAUUCACCUGCACCCGCAAGGGAAUGUUAGACCCAAAUACCCAACGCGUGGAAAACGUGAUCGUCGCGCGUCCCACACUAUCUGCGCAGAAAAAAGUGAUGUCUGGUCUCCGCUCACAGUUCGAGUCUAAGAGCCAUUCAAAAGGCUCUAAAAGCCCCAUCGGUACAGAGUUCAGACCCGCAUCCCCUCACAGUGGGCACGCCGACGAGAUGGAACUUGGUGUACGUGUACGCGUCGAGCACUCGGUGGCGGUAGACUUCAUGGACGAAUCUGAGCAUUCGAGUUCGUGGGGGCCGCCGAGGACAAAAUGA
This is a messenger RNA of Suillus clintonianus, 1194 nucleotides long. RefSeq lists its product as uncharacterized. The record is from RefSeq and is a predicted model, not a curated record. Bases 1 to 1194 code for a protein of 397 amino acids. The transcript is spliced from 14 exons. Lineage: Eukaryota; Fungi; Basidiomycota; Agaricomycetes; Boletales; Suillaceae.